AUGUCCAACCCAGUGCUUUCACCGGUUGAUAAUAGUGUUGAAGAUGUGUAUAUCCAGGACAUACCUCGGAUUGGCAUGACUAUUGAAUCUGAAAAUGCUGCAUAUUGCUUUUAUAAUCAGUAUGGUAGAAAUGUUGGUUUUAGUAUUAGGAGAGAUCAUGCACAUAGGAGCAAGGAAGAUCCGACAAUCAUUAAACAGAGGAGAUUUGUAUGUAAUAAGCAUGGACGUCGAAAAAUGGAUAAGAGAGAUAUAAACACGAAGGAGCCUCGUGCAAAAACCAUAACUGAUUGUCUUGUAAGAAUGUGUAUAUCUAGGGUGAAAGAUGGUCAAUAUGAAUGUAAAGAUUUUUUUGAUGACCACAACCAUGAAUUGCAUACAGAAGCUACUUCUCAUUUGAUGCGGUCUCAAUGCCAAAUCUCAAAUAUAGUUGCACACGGAAUAGAUUUGGCUGAUGAUUCCGGUAUGAGGCCCAAGGCCACUUUUGAUUUGAUGGGCAUGCAAGUUGGUGGUAGCGAAAACCUAGGUUGCACUAGGGUAGAUCUGAAUAAUUACCUUCGAACCAAACAUCAGCAUGAUCUAGCCUUUGGUGAAGCUGGGAGUUUGCUAGCAUAUUUUGAAAAUCAGACAAGGAACAACCCAUCAUUUACAUACUCUUUGCAACUGGAUAAUGGAGAACAGAUAACAAACAUAUUUUGGGCAGAUCCGAGGAUGCUCAUUGAUUAUGCAGUGUUUGGUGAUGUUGUUAUCUUUGACACUACGUUUUGCACAAACAAAGAGUAUAGGCCAUUUGGGAUUUUUGCAGGAUUCAACCAUCAUAGGGGUGCGACCAUAUUCGGAGCUACAAUACUAUAUGAUGAGACAGUUCCUUCCUUCAAAUGGUUGUUUGAGACAUUUUUGGAGACUCAUGGACAGAAGAAGCCCAAAACCAUUUUUACUGAUCAAGAUGCUGCAAUGUCAAGGGCAAUAGCUGAGGUUUUACCUGAAACAUGGCAUGGAUUGUGUAUCUGGCACCUAAUGUAG
Telopea speciosissima is the source of this 1020-nucleotide messenger RNA. Its product is annotated as protein FAR1-RELATED SEQUENCE 5-like. The transcript has a single exon. The coding region runs from base 1 to 1020 and encodes 339 amino acids. The record is from RefSeq and is a predicted model, not a curated record. Lineage: Eukaryota; Viridiplantae; Streptophyta; Magnoliopsida; Proteales; Proteaceae.